This is a messenger RNA of Scomber japonicus (chub mackerel), 1437 nucleotides long. RefSeq names its product calcium/calmodulin-dependent protein kinase II alpha (gene camk2a). Gene Ontology annotation, biological process: protein phosphorylation. Gene Ontology annotation, molecular function: calcium/calmodulin-dependent protein kinase activity; calmodulin binding; ATP binding. Gene Ontology annotation, cellular component: neuron projection; cytoplasm. NCBI's taxonomy places the organism in Eukaryota, Metazoa, Chordata, Actinopteri, Scombriformes, Scombridae. The record is from RefSeq and is a predicted model, not a curated record. The coding region runs from base 1 to 1437 and encodes 478 amino acids. The transcript has 17 exons.
AUGGCAACGGUCAUCUGCACCCGCUUCACCGAAGAAUACCAGCUGUAUGAGGAGCUGGGCAAGGGAGCGUUUUCGGUGGUGCGCCGCUGCGUGAAGGUGCUGUCAGGUCAGGAGUACGCCGCCAAAAUCAUCAACACCAAGAAACUGUCGGCCAGAGAUCACCAGAAGCUCGACCGUGAAGCUCGAAUCUGUCGUUUACUGAAGCACCCCAACAUCGUUCGGCUUCAUGACAGCAUCUCCGAGGAGGCGCAUCAUUACCUCAUCUUUGACCUGGUGACGGGAGGAGAGCUGUUUGAAGAUAUUGUAGCCAGAGAAUAUUACAGCGAGGCCGACGCAAGUCACUGUAUCCAGCAGAUUUUGGAGGCGGUGCUUCACUGUCACCAGAUGGGCGUCGUCCACAGAGACCUGAAGCCAGAGAAUCUGCUGCUGGCGUCGAAAUCUAAAGGAGCCGCCGUCAAGCUGGCCGACUUUGGGCUCGCCAUCGAGGUGGAGGGAGACCAGCAGGCCUGGUUCGGCUUUGCGGGGACUCCUGGUUAUCUCUCUCCGGAAGUUUUGAGAAAGGAUCCGUACGGCAAAGCAGUCGACCUCUGGGCCUGUGGUGUGAUCCUCUACAUCUUAUUGGUCGGUUAUCCUCCGUUCUGGGAUGAAGAUCAGCAUCGUCUCUACCAGCAGAUCAAAGCUGGAGCGUAUGAUUUCCCGUCUCCGGAGUGGGACACAGUGACUCCUGAAGCCAAAGAUCUCAUUAACAAGAUGCUCACCAUCAACCCGGCCAAACGCAUCACAGCCGCCGAAGUGCUCAAACACCCCUGGAUCUCUCAUCGCUCCACGGUGGCGUCCUGCAUGCACAGACAGGAGACGGUCGAGUGUCUGAAGAAGUUCAACGCCAGGCGGAAACUGAAGGGGGCGAUCUUAACCACCAUGUUGGCCACCAGGAAUUUCUCCGGAGGAAAGAGCGGAAGCAACAAGAAGACCGACGGAGUCAAAGAAUCAUCUGAGAGCACGAACACCACCAUCGAGGAUGAAGACACCAGAGUGAGGAAACAGGACAUCAUUAAAGUCACGGAGCAGCUCAUCGAGGCCAUCAGCAACGGAGACUUUGAGAGCUACACUAAAAUGUGCGACCCGGCAGUGACAGCGUUCGAGCCCGAGGCUUUGGGGAAUCUGGUCGAAGGCCUGGACUUCCACCGCUUUUACUUUGAGAACUUGUGGUCUAAGAACAGUAAACCCGUCCACACCACCAUCCUGAACCCUCACAUCCACCUGGUGGGGGAGGAGGCGGCCUGCAUCGCUUACAUCAGAGUGACGCAGUACAUCGACGCCAACGGGACGCCUCGCACCGCUCAGUCAGAGGAGACCAGAGUUUGGCACCGCCGGGACGGGAAGUGGCAGAUCGUCCAUUUCCAUCGCUCAGGCUCCGCCUCCACGCUCAACAAGUAA